UCAUGCUACAUGCACACGUCGACCGUGACCCUCAGGAGCUUGUGACACCCAUCAAGUUUGCUCGUUUGUGGACAGAGAUCCCCACUUCUAUCAGCAUCAAAGAUUAUGACUCUCACUUGGACUAUUCACGAGACAAUAAAAAGAACAAGUUUGCCAAUACGAUGGCUUUUAUGGAGGAGUACCUCAACAACGUUCUCAUCGAUGACCUACCUUUUGCCAAUGAGGAUAAAAACAAGCUUACAUAUGAGGUGGUGAGCUUGGCGAGACAUCUCAUCUACUUUGGGUUCUACAGUUUUUUUGAGCUUCUGAGAUUGACUCGCACCCUCCUGGGAAUCAUAGACUGCACUCCGAGUAAUGCUAACAUCAACCCAAUGUUUAGCGAUGAUGGCAGUGGUAAGAACGUUAGACGAUCCAUUCAUGGCAUGGGGCAGAUGAUGUCCACUAUGGUGCUAAACCGCAAGCCAUCCGUGUUCUCCGGCCCUGGUCGCCCUGGUGCUCAUCACACCAUUGUUAAGCAGCUGCUGCAAUCUACUAUGCGUCUGUUAGAUUGUCCCUGGCUACAGCCACAACAAAAAGUCCAAGUAGAAUCCUGCAUCCGAACUCUGGCGGUGACAACAAAGAGUCGCUCCAUCCCUCUGCCGGUAGAGUUGGAGGCUCAUGUCAAUAUGAUGUUGAGUCUCAGUAAUGCCCUCACACUGUCUCGCUCCAGCCUCAGCAACAAAAGCCUGUCACGCCUCACACGGCCUGCUGCUCCCACCAACUCCUGGGACUACAAGAACAUCAUUGAGAAACUACAGGAUAUCAUUAACACACUGGAGGAGCGUGUGAUGCCGUUGGUUAAUGCAGAGCUGUCAGUGCUGGUGGAUGUGCUGCACCAGCCCGAGCUGUUGUUCUUAGAAGGCACGGAUGCUCGAUCACGCUGUGAAUCAGGAGGCUUCAUAUCUAAAUUGAUUCAGCACACAAAGGCUCUUAUGAAUUCAGAUGAGAAGCUCUGUAUCAAAGUGCUCAGAACUCUACAGGAAAUGCUCAUUCGUGAACUGGACUUUGAUGAGAAGGGCCUUCCUUUGGCCAACCUGAGCAGCCACCUCAACCUGAGCAGCAGGAAGUAG
Messenger RNA from Sinocyclocheilus grahami, 1109 nucleotides. RefSeq names its product inositol 1,4,5-trisphosphate receptor type 3-like. Gene Ontology annotation, biological process: calcium ion transport. The transcript has 9 exons. Lineage: Eukaryota; Metazoa; Chordata; Actinopteri; Cypriniformes; Cyprinidae. The coding region runs from base 3 to 1109 and encodes 368 amino acids. The record is from RefSeq and is a predicted model, not a curated record.